AUGGGUUUUCAUUCACAGACGAUGAAUGCGCCUUGGUCAUCGGCGGCGAAGUCUAUGUUGCCUGGAAACACAAAAUCCCAUGUCCCAUGUAACAUCACCUUAAUUAAGAGAAAGUUUUAUGCGUAUGAUCUCAUGGUAGGUGACACAAGUGUGGUAUUUAGUCAAAUAAACUUGCCAUGUCAGUGCAGUACUGGAAAGAAAAUUUGGAGAAAUCCAUUCGUUAACUUGUUAAAUGAAAUAUUUUGAAAAUUGAACGAACCUCUCUACCAUGGCCAGUGCGAAUUCAUUCAUUCCUGGUUUAAACUGUCUCUGCAACUGAUGUCCAUUGAGUGAUUAGACCUUAUAAUUUUUAUGUUUUCAUUGCCAGGUCCUCUCUUUUUUUAUACUGCUGAACAAACAAGCUGUUUAAUAAGCUUUAAGGUGAUGUUACACGGGGCGAUUUGCAGCGACGAUUUUUAGCGCAACACAGCGUUGCAAUGUUGGAACAAUGUUGUAACAAUUCGAAACAACAUCGCAACAAUGUUGCAACGCUGUCUGAGUGUUGUGCUAAAAAUCGUCGUUGCGAAUCGUCUCGUAUAACAUCACCUUUAGUUAAUUAAGUUUUGCCGGACAAUAAUAGGAAUUGAAAAUUUGCUGUUUUUUAUGCUUGGGAAACUGAAAUUUAACCCUUCAGUUCCUUUUAUUUAUUUUUUUUUACUUGAAUUCCCUGUUCUUCUUUUUAACACCCUCCUUUAAAAUAGAACAGCUACUGAUUUUUUUAACCUUACUUUCAAUGUUUUAAAGAACGAAAUAAUAUUAUAGAUGAUCAUAUUUUGUGGUUAGCAAUUUAUCUUCUUUAAUAACAAUUUUUAAGGACGGUUUAACCCCCUUUUUUUUUUCUCAUUUUCUUUUUUCAUUUAGCUGGGAUAAAUUCGUCCCCAUGCUCCUCUCAUUUUACACUAGAACAGCAACUGUUUUUUUAGCUACUUUCAAAGUUUUAAAGAACGAAAUAACAUUAUAGAUGAUUAUAUUUUCUGGUUAGCAGUUUAUUUAGUUAUUUAUUUUUUUUAAAAAAAGGUCGUUUUUAAGUAGGGUAACCCCCUUUUUCAACCAUUUUCGUUUUCAUUCAGCUGGGAUAAGUUCGUCCCCAGAGUCCUCUCAUUUUGUACGUCAUCAUGCUGACGAUUACCUAUGGCGUGAGCAGCAAAAAAAUUGUUUUUGCUACUUUUUGUGGGCCACAUGCGUACAUCCAUGAGAAGAGGAAUUUUUGUCUACUAGCUGAGGAGUUUCCAAUUUUUUUUGCUCGCUAAUUGGUCUGCUGCAGAGGCUAUCUGAUGUAUUUUAGAGUAAGUAUUCAAGUACUUUUUAUUUCCAAGACCUUUCAGUACUUUCAUGUGUCAAAUAUGCAGCAGGCAUCUUGCUACGGUUAUAGCUAGUGGAUCUAUUUGCCCUAGAAACCUGUUUCCCUUCAAGGUCCUUAGCUUUAUAUAAUUUAUAUUAUAUAUUAACCCUUCAGUUCCUUUUAUUUCUGUUUUUAUUUUUUGCACUGUGUAUUGUGUUAGACGUGGCUGCAUUGCAGUUUGUUGGUCGCUCAAUAUCGGUGUUUUUAAACUUUUAACAUUUUACUUUACACUGUAUAUUUGUGUUGGACGUGGCUGCAUUGCAGUUGUUGGUUGCUCAAUAUUGGUGCUUUUUCUAACAAUUUAACUAUUAACCAAUUUUAUUUGUUUUUAUGCCUACAACACUCUCAUUUACACACCCCCUCCCUCCCCAACUUACCCACUAUUUAGUGGAGACUUGGGAACCCUUUCAUUAGGGAUUCCAUACCACACCUGUAAUGCCACAAAGGUUGCUAGAGAAACUACUGUUUUUUGGGGGGUUUUUGGUUUUUUUUAUUUUUUCAAAUGUAUGGAGUCACUGAAGCAUGAUGUUGCUUAUAUCUUCCCACCAAUUUACACUUACUUUUUUUUGGCAAGGGGGCUUUUUUAUCUUGUUCUCUCUAAAUAAAUUAUGGCAACCAAUCCCAUAAUUUCACAAAUUUAGGAAGCAACCAACAUCUGUUGCUGUAAAUAUCAGUUCAAAGUACAGUCUCUCUUUUUCAGCCAUUAUUUAUGGAGAGAUUUUGUGGUAGUUUUUAAAUUUGGUAAUUGACUGAGAAUAAUAACUAUUUCAAGAUAUACACACACUCAUUAAAUUUUACUUUCUUUAAUGUUUUCCUUGUGGAUAAAAUUUGCUAAUUAAUUUUACAAGGAAGAAAAAUAGAAUGCUGAACAUUUGGUUGUCUUUUCAACCAGAUCUGUGAGACAGCCUCCAUGAGAUUUGAACAGUGGUAGAACAGGCAGCUAAGACAGCAACAAAGGACAAACUACAAACGACUGUGGUCACAGGUUCCACUCAUAUUUGUAGCCCUGCAGUUUAUUGUCAUCAUCAUUAUCAUAGAACUGCUUCAACUGCCAAAGAACAGAGAUCAAAGUAACAGGAAUACUUUCACCAGGUAAUAAAACUGCAGCUUUAUUUUCUGUAACAUGAUUCAAAAUCAAUUGAUCUAAACCCAUUCAAGUAAAAGUAAAAAAACAUCCAUAAAAACAAAGAUUUAUUUUUAAGCAUCAACAUUACUGUGGAUACAAUAUAAAGAGUAAAACUAGCUAAGUAGUUUCUAAAUUACUAGCUAGAAUCAUGGCAGUUUUGUUUUAGUACAUUUAUUUACAAAGUUUUCUGUCCUGGUAACCCGCAUUAAAUCACAGAAUGACUUCUUAUGUUUUCCACAAAACAGAGUCUAUUAAUUAAGUUUGUGAAUUUACAUGCAUGUUUGGAGACAACAACAACAUGACAUAGAGAUUAUGGCUUGCAAAUGUCACCAUUGUUUCCAAAACAACAAUUAGCAGUUACUUCAAUUUAUCAUUAUUUUUCACACAUUCUUGCAGGUUCCUCAAGCGAUGUCUUCAGUGUACAGAGAACAUGGAAUCUCUAUCCAGCACAACCAAAAACCGAUGCGAUGAAUGUAGUACUGCAGCAAAGAUGUUGGUGGAGUGUGUUGAACAUUAUUACGCCAAAAGAUGUGAAGUUGUGUCAUGA
Molecule: messenger RNA, 3054 nt
Organism: Porites lobata
Lineage: Eukaryota; Metazoa; Cnidaria; Anthozoa; Scleractinia; Poritidae
Source: the annotation of a GenBank genome assembly